Molecule: messenger RNA, 1719 nt
Organism: Dissoconium aciculare CBS 342.82
Lineage: Eukaryota; Fungi; Ascomycota; Dothideomycetes; Mycosphaerellales; Dissoconiaceae
Product: P-loop containing nucleoside triphosphate hydrolase protein
Exons: 2
Coding region: 1-1719 (572 amino acids)
Cellular component (GO): cytoplasm
Molecular function (GO): ATP hydrolysis activity; GTP binding
Source: RefSeq, a predicted model, not a curated record
AUGCCUCGAGAUCCGUUGAUAGCCCUGGUGGGCAAGCCUUCCUCUGGCAAAAGUACCACAUUGAACUCACUCACCGACACGACUGCCAAAGUAGGCAAUUUCCCGUUCACCACUAUAGAUCCCAACCGCGCGGUCGGAUAUCUUCACAUCCCGUGCGCCUGCUCAAGGGCGACUCUGCCAGGCAACGAGCCCACCGCUCCCGGGGACCCACUCCCUUUGUCGAAACGAUGCAAACCCAAUUACGGCGCAUGUCAACAGGGCGUCCGCAGCGUACCCAUCGAGCUCCUCGACGUAGCAGGCCUAGUCCCUGGUGCGCACCAAGGUAAAGGCUUGGGCAAUCGUUUCCUUGACGACCUUCGGCAUGCGGACGCGUUGAUCCACGUCGUCGAUGUGAGCGGCACGACUGAUGCCGAGGGCAAAGCCACACGGGGCUACGAUCCAUCCCACGACAUUGUAUGGUUGCGGUCGGAAAUCGUCAAUUGGGUGCUUGGGAAUCUGAUGCAGAAAUGGGGCGGCAUCAAGCGGAGACAUAUCGCGAUCAAAGCCACCGCGGUGGAGACAUUGCAAGGCCAAUUCUCAGGCUACGGAUCUAACGCCGCGGUCGUGGCGCGCACGUUGGACAAGAUGGGUCUCAAAACGCCGCUGCAGGAUUGGUCCGAUGCGACGGUCGAGAGUGUGGUCAACGCGUUUGUGGACGAGAAGUUCCCUACUGUGCUCGCCCUGAACAAAAUCGACCACGCAGACGCGGACAAGAACGUCUCCAAGAUCGCCAAAGCGGAGCCUCCAGAACGGAUCGUCUUAUGCAGUGCCAUCUCGGAAGUCUUCCUUCGUCGUCUGGUGAAGCAAGGGUUUGUCCGAUAUAUCCCGGGCUCGGAAUUUGUCGACACGCGCGAGGAUCUCAUAGAACAGGGCGAGGAAGAUGGCGGAGGCCUCAAGGAACUGGACGAGAAGCUCAAGACGCGCAUCGAGAACCUCAAAGAUAUGGUGUUAUAUCGCUUCGGAAGCACGGGCGUCAAUCAAGUCCUCACGCGUGCGUCCGAAGUCCUAGGAUUGACACCUGUGUUUCCUGUGCGAAACAUCGGAUCCUUCGGCAGUGGCGAGGCGGGCGCAGUUGGAGAGAAGGCGGCAGUGUUCCGAGACUGUGUAUUGGUCAAGAAAGGUAGUACCGUAGGGGAUGUGUAUCGAAAAGUCAUGGGCGACGCACCUUUGGCAUUUGUGGAGACGGUGGGCGGAGUGCGGGUCAGCGAAGAUGAUGAAGUUGCAGUGGGCAAGAACGAUGUGAGCCUUCUCCCCGCCUAUCCUAGAAAAUAUUUACUGAUCCUCAAAUCCCUAGAUAUUAUCUUUCAAGGUUGGCCGAGCAUGAGAUUUGGGUUGAUGGAUGGCUUGCGAUGGACGGAUCACGGCGCGGCAAUAGAAUGCAUUCUACAAUUCAGGAGAAAUACCUAUCAGCACCAUACGGCGACAAUCGGGCAGUACCGACAAUGUUGUGCUUUGGUGCACUGUUCACAUUCGCCAGAGACGAGUGCAGGAGUCAAUAUAUUUGUAUUUCCUGGGCUUGAUCCAUGGGUACAUCUGUGCAAAUGCGGUAAUUAUGUAUCGCGGUCAAAUGCUGUAACAGAAUCAUGGCCGAGGAGACCCUGUGUUGAUCAUGCCCCUCCGAAACGACCCCAGGAAUUGUUGGUGCCAAGCAUCAACUCCAGCUGUCCAAUUCAAGACUGA